ACAAUUUUUCUUUAAUCACAGUCUUUUCAAUAGACUGUUAUUAGCAGCGCUAUUUAGCAGUUUGUUGAUUUUUUUGGUCUCAAACCAGUGAGUUUAGCAUUCUUCAUCAAGAAUAUAGGCAAAAUGUAAUUAUUGAAAAUGAAAAGGUGGGACUGUUGUUCCCUUAUUAUAUAAAUGGUACAUUUACUAUCAAUAUAGCAUUAAAAUCGUUUUCCAGCAAUUUGGGUCCGGAGGCAAAAACCAGUUGAGAACCACUGAUCUAGUAAGUAGUCUAUUGUUUCAUAGUCAAAGCCUUUGCAUAGUUUACCCCCUCCCCAAACGCACAGAGGUCCAGGUUUACAUGUGACGUCACUCUGCGCGUGGGACAUUGCUCUUCUCUUCCCACCUCUCAAUCGAGGAAUAGAAGUUAGCAGUCAACCAGGAACGGGACCGGGCAGUCUUCCACUCAAUUUCUUAAUCUAUCGGCCUGCACUAUCCCUCCUGUAUGGUGGAUAUUAUAUUAAAUUCUUCUUUCUUGGGUGAUAUGGGGGAUCAUUCCAAAAAGAAGUCUGGAAUCGCAAUGUGUGUGGGCUGUGGGAGUCAGAUCCACGACCAGUACAUCCUGCGGGUCGCCCCGGACCUGGAGUGGCAUGCUGCGUGUCUGAAGUGCUCGGAAUGCAGUCAGUACCUGGAUGAGACGUGCACUUGCUUCGUCCGAGAUGGCAAAACAUACUGCAAAAGAGAUUAUGUAAGAUUAUUUGGGAUUAAAUGUGCAAAAUGUAACAUUGGCUUCUGCAGCAGUGAUCUGGUGAUGAGAGCUCGUGACAACGUUUACCACAUGGAGUGUUUUAGGUGCUCGAUGUGCAGCCGGCAUCUCGUGCCGGGGGAUGAGUUCUCUCUGCGGGACGAGGAGCUGUUGUGUCGGGCUGAUCACGGUUUACUUCUGGAACGGGCCUCAGCGGGAAGCCCCAUUAGUCCGGGAAAUAUUCUCUCCAGGUCUUUUCAUAUUACUGAUCCUGUGUCAGUUCGACAGCCUCCUCAUCGGAACCACGUCCACAAGCAGUCAGAGAAAACCACUCGGGUGCGAACAGUAUUGAACGAGAAGCAGCUCCAUACCCUUCGGACCUGUUACAAUGCCAACCCAAGACCAGACGCUCUUAUGAAAGAACAAUUGGUAGAGAUGACCGGUCUUAGCCCAAGGGUCAUCAGAGUUUGGUUUCAGAACAAACGUUGUAAAGACAAGAAGAGAACUAUAUUCAUGAAGCAACUUCAACAACAGCAUCACAUCGAUAAAACUAAUCUUCAGGGGCUGACGGGUACACCUAUGGUGGCAGGCAGUCCAAUUCGACACGACAACACGGUCCAAGGGAACCCAGUAGAGGUGCAGACUUACCAGCCCCCCUGGAAGGCCCUGAGCGAGUUCGCCUUGAGCAGUGACCUGGACCAGCCCGCCUUCCGGCAGUUGGUGUCUUUUUCUGAAUCGGGCUCCAUGGGUAACUCCUCCGGCAGUGAUGUGACCUCCUUGUCGUCGCAGUUGCCGGACACCCGACAGCAGCUGGUACCAAGUCCGAUGGACACGUGA
This is a messenger RNA of Salvelinus sp. IW2-2015, 1561 nucleotides long. Its product is annotated as insulin gene enhancer protein ISL-2B-like. The record is from RefSeq and is a predicted model, not a curated record. Gene Ontology annotation, molecular function: cis-regulatory region sequence-specific DNA binding; DNA-binding transcription factor activity, RNA polymerase II-specific. Gene Ontology annotation, cellular component: nucleus. Lineage: Eukaryota; Metazoa; Chordata; Actinopteri; Salmoniformes; Salmonidae. Gene Ontology annotation, biological process: neuron fate specification; positive regulation of transcription by RNA polymerase II; axonogenesis.